Molecule: messenger RNA, 228 nt
Organism: Symbiodinium sp. CCMP2456
Lineage: Eukaryota; Dinophyceae; Suessiales; Symbiodiniaceae
Source: the annotation of a GenBank genome assembly
GUUUCCUUCUUCAGCCUCAGCAAGGUCGACGGCCCUCUGUAUGCAGAAGUGAAGAAGGUGGUGAGCCACCAGCGUGAAGAGCUGAUGUUCCAGAUGCUCACGGUACCCGACAGCAAGGUGAAAAUAGCAGCUUUGGAGUGCGUCGGCACUGCCAACGUGGCCGACACAUCCACCUCCGAGGUGGAGACGCUGAUUGGUUUCCUCGACGUCAAGGGCGAGGACGGCUGA